GUGGCCGGGCGCGGAGGUGAUUCUACAUUGAGGAGAGCGCGGCGGCCAGGGUGGCAGUGGCAGCGUUCGUGUGCUCGGGUGUGAAUCGCCGAGGGAGGAGGCAGUGGAGGAAGCGGUGGCGGCGGUGGCGGUGGUCGUAGCGGUGGCGGAGGAGGCGGGUACGAAUCAGCUGCGGGCGGAGACAUGGCCAACAUCGCGGUGCAGCGAAUCAAGCGGGAGUUCAAGGAGGUGCUGAAGAGCGAGGAGACGAGCAAAAAUCAAAUUAAAGUAGAUCUUGUAGAUGAGAAUUUUACAGAAUUAAGAGGAGAAAUAGCAGGACCUCCAGACACACCAUAUGAAGGAGGAAGAUAUCAACUAGAGAUAAAAAUACCAGAAACGUAUCCAUUUAAUCCCCCUAAGGUCCGGUUUAUCACUAAAAUAUGGCAUCCUAAUAUUAGUUCCGUCACAGGGGCUAUUUGUUUGGAUAUCCUGAAAGAUCAAUGGGCAGCAGCAAUGACUCUCCGCACGGUAUUAUUGUCAUUGCAAGCACUAUUGGCAGCUGCAGAGCCAGAUGAUCCACAAGAUGCGGUAGUAGCAAAUCAGUACAAACAAAAUCCUGAAAUGUUCAAACAGACAGCUCGGCUUUGGGCACACGUGUAUGCUGGAGCACCAGUUUCUAGUCCAGAAUACACCAAAAAAAUAGAAAACCUAUGUGCUAUGGGCUUUGAUAGGAAUGCGGUAAUAGUGGCCUUGUCUUCAAAAUCAUGGGAUGUAGAGACUGCAACAGAAUUGCUUCUGAGUAACUGAGGCAUAGAGAGAGCUGCUGAUACUAGUCAAGCUUGCCCCUUCUUGAGGAGCAUCAACAUCUGUUAUUUUUAGGAUUCUGCGUAGAUUUCUUUUAAACUGCAUUCUUGCCUAAUGAUGUUAUCUAGGCACUAUUGGAGACUGAAAAAAAAUCCCUGCUCUGUAAAUAAAGCUAAUUAAACGUCUGUGUAAAUUUAAAAAGGGGAAAUACUUUAAUUUUUUUCUUACUUAAUAGUGUAAAAAUUCUUUGAGCUAAGCUAAAACCAUGGAAAAACAUGCUACUUUAGUGUUUAGCAGUGUACCAAGACUAGCAAGAGUUUGCUUCAGGAUUUUGUUGAAUAAUUAAGAUAAUAUUUUGAGUGUGUCAGGGCCAUUUAAAUUGUUGGUGUUGCAUCACAGCUACCUUAACUGUUUUUAACAUGGAUCCUCUGUGCCUGUGAAUUUACUUGCAUGCUUGUACUUGACUUCUUAGGAUGGGUAGCUGAAAAGACCACCACUUUAAGCAUUUGAGAAUUCUUAAAUAUGAGAUUUAUCCAGAAUUGAAGAUGGUGACCUAUUCAGAGCCUUUUUGUCCUUGUCAACAGACUGGGACACCAUAUCUGUUUUUUCCCCUCUUGCCACACACAGCUAAUAUUCUAAUAGUAAACUUCUCUCUAUUUGGUGGGGAAAUGUGCUGAGGGGCAGUAUCCCUUGCUCCAGUUUUAGGUCAUCCAUUUGGAAUGUUUUGUCACAGUUCUUCCCUCUUAAAACUUUCCUAUGUAAGUAAGUAAUAAUGUAGAAAUGGAGCUGCCAAUUUUAUUUCUCUUGCAAAAACAGUAAAUACUUGAUGUUGCAGUAUUCCCAAGAUUUAAUGAAAGAACCCAACUUAAUUUUUCAGUAAUUUUGACAUCUUUCGGUUUUUAAACUGAUGAAAUUUUUCUUUGAGAACUUGCAAGGAUGAAAUCGACUAUUUGCAGUUUUUAGCCUAAUUUUGGCUUUAUAGAGAUUGCUUCAUCAAAUACUUUAAAAGUCACUCUUGCUUGCAUUUCCCCCUAGUAACACAUGAAAGCUGUGUUGGUGUUUUACUGUACAUACUUCAAAUGCACAUAGGAAUAGAAGUGUGUUAUAAAUCUAGCUUUCUUUAUGAUGUUUCUGAUAAUAUAAGAAUUGAAAACUUUACCUUCUCUUGUACAUAGUAAGACUUUCUAUUCGUAUUAAAGUUACAUUUCAUUCUAAGUUCAAAAGUUUGAAAAUUAUUAGUUUUGUAAGCUGAGACAUUAAUUUGACCAUUUUAUGAAGGUUGAAAUGGAUUUAUGCAGGCAUUUCUAUACGUAGAAACACCGUUCUUAUUAAAUUUUCAGGACCAAUGCAAAAUAACAAAAAUGUAAUGGAAUCAGAAUGAAUUAAAGUAAGGCUAUAUAUUGAAAGUCAUAUUAUAAAAGAUUUGCUUUCUUCAAGUGUUAUUUAUCCUAAAUUAUAAUCGUUAAGUGUUUGGAAAAUCAUUUUGAACCAUAAAUUCCACAUAAUUUCAUUUGACUUCUCAAUAAUCUUAGAAGCAAUAAAAGAACCAUUAAAUAUAUUGUAAUGUUAAAAAUGUGAAGGUUCUUCCAAAAACUUAUAAGGCUUUCCUAAUCAAUAGUAAAAACUCUUGUAGUUGAUAUUUUUGCAUACUAAACACAAGUUGCUAUGUUUUUUUCCCCUAUAUGUUUGCUUAAGCAUAAAUUUCUUUAUACAAUCACGUCCUUUAAUUGUGUAGUUUAGUUACGUUCUAAAGAUGCCAAAGGAAACAAGAUUUUUCUUUAUUUAUUUUAAAUAGCUAAAACCUUGUACUUUUCUUUAUAUUUUGAAGUAAGGUUGGAAUUGUGUGAAAAUGUGGACAGUUGCAUUGUUGGUUAGAAUUAAUUUUGGUUUUUUUUAGUGGCGGGCAGCUUGGUAGUAUUAGUAAUAUUUGGAUUAUUUUAAUUAUCAAACACAUCUUCCCAGUUUACUGUUUGCCUAUGUUAUCAGGGUAUAUUUAAUUGUCCUGUGGUUAGACAAAGGAGAGAGAGUGCUCAGAGGUUACUAAAGGUCAAGCGUUACAUACUUAGCUCUUGGAGAUAGCUAUACCUUGCCUUUGAUGGUUAUGCACAUUAGCCCCAUAGGGUGUCUACUCAUCUAACUAUAAUUCAAUAUCCCCAGUGCCCAGAAAAUUGAAAAGUACAAUAUUUGGUAUGAAAGGUUCUUCAUGAUGGAUUUUUCGUUUCAAAAAUUUAUGUACCUCGUUUACAUUUAAUGUGAUAAUCCCUCUUUCUUUUCUGGUACAUUUCCCACUGUCCUUCUGUUUUUUGUUGUUUUUCACCUCUCUACAGGUAGAUUUAUUUCUCCAAACGUAGAAAUUAAAGGAAUUGCUUUUUUCCUCUGGUGUUGCCUAUGUUUGGAAAAAGGACACUAAAAGUGUAGGUCUAGGAAAAAGGUACCCUGGUGGAAGUUAUUUUUAUAGUUGUCAAUUUUUUGUGAUUUGUCAUUUUUAAAGGCCUCAAAAAUUGUGGAAUAUAUAUAGUGAUAUCCCAUUUAGGGCAGGCAGAUUUGCUAGAAGUCACUGAUACUGCAGUAGACUUUAAAUUGUAAUUGGGUCCAUUUCCUGAGCAUGUGCCUGACUU
Molecule: messenger RNA, 3401 nt
Organism: Diceros bicornis minor
Lineage: Eukaryota; Metazoa; Chordata; Mammalia; Perissodactyla; Rhinocerotidae
Gene: UBE2K
Product: ubiquitin conjugating enzyme E2 K
Exons: 7
Coding region: 184-786 (200 amino acids)
Biological process (GO): protein polyubiquitination; proteasome-mediated ubiquitin-dependent protein catabolic process
Cellular component (GO): nucleus
Molecular function (GO): protein binding; ubiquitin conjugating enzyme activity
Source: RefSeq, a predicted model, not a curated record